Aricia agestis (brown argus) is the source of this 1151-nucleotide messenger RNA. Its product is annotated as syntenin-1-like. Lineage: Eukaryota; Metazoa; Arthropoda; Insecta; Lepidoptera; Lycaenidae. Gene Ontology annotation, cellular component: cytoplasm; plasma membrane. The transcript has 4 exons. Bases 265 to 1143 code for a protein of 292 amino acids. The record is from RefSeq and is a predicted model, not a curated record. Gene Ontology annotation, molecular function: protein binding.
CGAGGUGUACGAGUUGCCAUUGGAAAAGAAAUCAUAAAUAUUAUUUCUAAUUAGGUCGCAAGGCUCAUGACUCAUAGUUACUUAGUGUUUGUGCAAUAUUGAAGCUUCUACUUAGAUUUUAGGAAGUCAGUGAUCAGUAACUUGAUUCCACCUUGGUACCUUCACUCUGCAUUUAUUUUUGUUUUUCUUUGUGUACCUAUACAAUUUCAUUCCGUAGUUUAGUGCGUCGUUUCUCGUUUGAAGAAUAGAAAAAAAAGCUCAAUCAUGUCGCUUUAUCCAUCUUUAGAAGACAUGAAAGUAGAUAAUAUGGCGAGGGCUCAGAUGUCUGGAUCCCAAUUGUCUAACCAGCCACCACCUCAACAAAUACACCCUCAAAUCGCACCUAGUGCACCCAUACACAUGUAUCCGGCACUCGGAGAUUACAUGGGAUUGGAACUUUCAUCUAAUGUCAUCGCUGCAAACAUGCCCGAGUAUCAAUUGCAACAUGUGCAGCCCCAACCUUUGACUCCAGCCACAACCUGUAACAUGGUGGCACCAAUAUCCUCGCAGUCACUUACAUUGCCAAAGGCAGCAGUAACUAAUGCUAUCAGGCAGGUUACUCUGUGCAAGGACAGGGAUGGCAAAUGUGGCCUGCGACUGCAUGCAGUCAGUGGGGGAGUGUUUGUCUGCUGUGUGGCUGCUGGCAGCCCUGCUGCCCUCGCUGGCUUGAGGUUUGGAGACCAAGUACUGGAGAUCAACAAUGUUAUUGUAGCUGGGAUGUCUAUGGAACAGUGCCACUCUAUUUUAAAGAAAGCACCUGUAAAUGGUAUCAUCAUGGCAGUCCGUGACAGGCCUUUCGAGAGGACAGUGACUUUGCACAAGGAUUCUAUUGGUCGUGUUGGAUUUCAGUUUAAAGACGGAAAGAUCGUCUCUAUUGUUCAAGACUCCUCCGCUGCUCGGAAUGGCUUGCUGACUGACCAUCAUAUACUCGAGAUAAACACUAAGAAUGUGGUCGGGAUGAAAGAUAAAGAGAUAUCAAAGGUUAUAAAUGACAGCCCUGCAGUUGUCAACAUAACAAUUAUACCCCAGUACAUAUACGAGCACAUGAUAAGCAAGAUGUCAACUUCUCUCUUCAAGGAUUUCAAUCGCGACAUGGCGGUGUAAAGGCUGAG